AUGCCAAGAUCUGUACCCGUUGUUUCGUUUUUUAAUCAUAUUAAUAUAUUAUAUGGUGUUAUAUCUCAUUUAUGUACAACAUCAACAUGUCCAAUUAUGAUUGGACCACAAAACAGUUUAUAUUAUUGGAUUGAUGAACGAGGAAAAAAAGUCAAAUAUUCUGCACCACAAUAUAUUGAAUUAGCAAUAAUUUUUAUUCAAAAAAGUCUUUCGAAUGAAACGAUUUUUCCAACACGACUUGAUAAUAAAUUUCCUUCAACAUUUUCGAUAUUAAUUCGUAAAAUGGUACGUUUAUUAUUUCAUUGUCUGGCACAUAUAUAUGCUGUUCAUUAUAAUCAAUUAAUUGAAUUCGAAUUACAUCCACAUUUGAAUAGUUUAUUUCUUCAUUUAAUAUCAUUUUUAAUAAAAUCUGAUAUAAUUCCUUCUGAUUGUUCAACUGUAAAUACAAAUUCGAAUUCAUUAACAAUAUCUUCUCAAAUUGAAAUACGCGAAUUUCGAACAGAACUUGAAUCUUUAUCUCUUUUAUAUCAAUUAUUAGCUAAACAAUGGCAACAUGCUUAUGCUCAGGAGUCUGCACAAAAAAGAAAAACAUCAAACAAUCAAUAA
Molecule: messenger RNA, 606 nt
Organism: Rotaria sp. Silwood2
Lineage: Eukaryota; Metazoa; Rotifera; Eurotatoria; Philodinida; Philodinidae
Source: the annotation of a GenBank genome assembly